Molecule: messenger RNA, 846 nt
Organism: Medicago truncatula (barrel medic)
Lineage: Eukaryota; Viridiplantae; Streptophyta; Magnoliopsida; Fabales; Fabaceae
Exons: 4
Coding region: 1-846 (281 amino acids)
Source: RefSeq, a predicted model, not a curated record
AUGAGAUUGGUUAUAUUAGACUCUCAGUCAGCGUUCAUUAAAGGACGUCAGAUUCUGGAUGGCAUUCUAGUUGCUAAUGAAGUUGUUGAUGAAGCUCGUAAGUGCAAUAAGGAGCUUUUACUCUUCAAGGUUGAUUUUGAGAAAGCUUAUGAUGCGAUCGAUUGGGCCUAUCUGGAUGUGGUAAUGAUAUUGAUGAGGUUCCCGACUCUUUUGUGGAAGUGGAUUAAAGAACGAAUAGGAACAUCAACUGCAUUUAUUUUGUUUAAUGGGUCUCCUACGGCGGAGUUUCCGUUGGAGAGGGGGUUGAGGCAAGGCUAUCAAAUGGAGAGAGGUGAUCCGGUUGUUGUUUCUCAGUUCAAAUUUGCGGAUGAUACCCUAAUUUUGGGUGAGAAGUCUUGGGCCAAUUGCAGGGGUAUGUGUGCUGCUCUUAUUCUUUUUGAAUCUUUGUAUGGUUUGAAGGUGAAUUUUUCGAAAAGCCAGUUGGUCGGUGUAAAUGUUGAGAGGUCCUGGUUAUCAGAGGCGGCUAAGGUAGCUAAGGAGGACAGGUGGCGUUGGAACUUGGACCCGAGUAACGAAUUUAGUGUUCGGAGCGCUUAUAAAGUCUUGGCUUUUCAACAUACUGUUGCAACUACGGUUAUUACAAAGGCACACUGGCAUAAGGAUGUUCCUCUAAAGGUCGUUAUGUUUGUGUGGCGGCUGUUCCGAGACAGGUUGCCAACUAAAGACGAUUUGUUUCGUCGUGGAGUUAUAGCUACUGAUGCAAGAUUAUGUGCGAAAAUAGCUAAUCUCUCCUUCAACUAUCAUGUUUGGUGGCUUAAUCCGUUCACUAUGUUGGACAUCGACUAA